GAGAGCGCCUGCAGCUUGGCAAGCUUUGCGGGGUCAAAGGCAGGGGGCAUCGUACGGAUCGUGAUUCGGAAGAGAAGCCGAUGAGGCGGGGAUGGAUUAGGAUGAGCUUGGAAAAUCAACACAUCAACACAACAUCGCCACCGAUUUGGCACUUGGACAUGUACAGUUGCCACCGUGAACAACGACCGCUGGUAGAAUGGCAGCGACCUCUUUCACUUUGCGAGGAUAAUUUCGAGUUUCUGUCACAGUCCUUCUCUAACUGACUGGCUAUCCGAUCGAUGCGCCGGCUUCAAUGAAGGUCUAUAGAUAGUGGCGGAUAUUUGUCUGCGAAUCAUUCAUGUGUAAAUGGUUGCGCGCCAGUAUGUCUCUCAUCGAAAGUUGCCGGUCACCAGCACGCGAUCGAUAGUAAUUAG
Messenger RNA from Mycena citricolor, 413 nucleotides. The record is from the annotation of a GenBank genome assembly. Lineage: Eukaryota; Fungi; Basidiomycota; Agaricomycetes; Agaricales; Mycenaceae.